AUGGAGGCUAAGGCACUGUGCCUCGCCUCUUCGUCUUCAUACGGACUGCGGAGCACUGUCCCCACUCCCCAUUUCCUCUUCCCUCCGUCCAUCCCCAUUUCCUCUUUUCCCAGUGACUCCACAUUUCCCCUUCCCUCCACAUUUCUGCAUCCCUCUGACACCCCCCAUAUCCCCAUCCCCCUGUCCUUCCCAAUCACCGCUGUGUUUCCCCUUCCCUUAAUCCCGCCCCAUUUCCCCGUUUCUCAUUCACUCCCCAAUUCCCAAUCCCUCUUACCCUCCCCCAUUCACUUCCGUGCGUCACUCCCCAUUUCCCCAUGCUUCCGUCCCUCCCCGUUUCCCUUUUCCAAGACACCCCUCAAAUCUCUUUCCUCCGUCCCUCCCCAUAUUGCCCUCCCUCCGUCCCUCCCCAUUUUCCCUUCCUACCUUCCUCACCCUUGUGCACCAUACACACCGCUGUCCCUCCCCAUUUUGCCUUCCCUCUGUCCAUCCCCACUUCCCCUUCCCUCUGUCACUCCCAUUUCCCCUCCCCUAUAUCCCUCCACGUUACCCCUUCUCUCUGUCACUCCCUGUUUCCCUUCCCAUACACUCCAUGUUACCCCUUCCCUCUGUCCCUCCCCUCUUCCCCUCCCUCUGUCCUUCCCCAAUUCCCCUUCCCUCUGUCCCUCCCAUUUCCCCGUCCCUCUGCCUCUCCCCAUUUCCCCGUCCCUCUGUCCCUGCCCAUUUCCUCUUCCCUCUGUCCCUUCCAUUUCCCCUUCCUUCCGUCAAUCCCAUUUCUCCGCCCCUCUGUCCCUCCACAUUUCCCCUCUCAUCUGUCCCUCCCAUUGCCACUUCCCUCUGUCACUCCCAUUACCCCUUCCCUCUGUCCCUCCCCAUUUCCCAUCCCCCCUUUCCCUCGACCCGCCACUUCCCUCUGUCCGUCCCAAUCUGUCCUUCCUCCUUUCCCCUUCCCCUUGUCCCUCCCCAUAUCCCUUCUCUCUGUCACUCCCCAUUUCCCUCUCCUUUCACUCCACGUUACCCCUUCCCUCUGUCCCUCGCCAUUUCCCAUUCCCUCUGCCCCUCGCCAUUUCCCCUUCCCUCUGUCCCUCCCCAUGCCCCUUUCCACUAUCUCUCCCAUUUCCCCUUCCCUCUCCUCCCACUUUCCCCUUCCCUCUGUCCCUCUUAUUGCCCCUUCCCACUGCCCUCCCAAUUCCCCCUUCUCUGUCCCUCCCCAUUUUCCCUCCCUCUGUUCUGAACCCAAUUCCCCUUCCCUCUGGCCUUCCUCAUUUCCCCUUCGCUCUGUCCUUCCUCAUUUCCCCUCCCCUCUGUCCCUCCCCUCCUGCCUUCUCUCUGUCACUCCUCAUUUCCCUUUCCACAACACUCCAUCCAUCCCUUCCCUCUGUCCCUCCCCAUUUCCCCUACCCUAAGUCCCUCCCCAAUUUCCCUUCCCUCCCAGGCAUCCCCAUGCCCUUCCCACUAUCCCUCUCAUUUACCCUUCCCUCUCCUUCCACAAUUCCCCUUCCCUCUGUCCCUCGCAUUGCCCCUUCCCAUUGUCCUUCCCAAUUCCCCUUUCCUCAAUCCCUCCCCAUUUCCCCCUCCCUCUUUCCUACCACGAUUCCCCUUCCCUCUGUCCCUCCCAUUGCCACUUCCCUCUGUCCCUCCCAAUUCUCUUCCCCUCCCCAUUUUGCCUUCCCACCGUCCCUCCCCAUUUUGCCUUCCCACCGUCCCUCCCCAUUUUGCCUUCCCUCUGUCCCUCCCCAAUUUGCCAAACCCUUUGUCCCUUCCCAAUUUGCUUUCCCUCUGUCCCCAUUUCCAGUCACGCCUGCGGCGUCCCCGCUGACUUGGCCAUCAAGCUACCUGACGGGCCUGAUUCUGACGACGCCUCUCGUGUGUACUAGUGUGAGUGUCCACGACUACUGGUGUAGUGUGCCUGGUAUUCACCUAUGCACCCCCACUUACCCUCCUCAAACAGCCUACACGUCCUCUUCACAACCUUCCCAAAUCACUCGUCCUAUCAACAACCUUCCCGCAUCACCCGUCCUCUACACGACCUCCCCAUGCAUGAAAGUGGUGUUGAUCUACACCGUGGUUCAUGGAAGAUUGCCGUCUCAAACACACACGCUUGCCCACUUUCCCUGCCAUUCCGCCUCUUGCCAAUUGUGUCUCACCCAAGCCACCAGUGCGAGCACGCAUCACCAGCCUUUGCCCGUCACAUGA
Closterium sp. Naga37s-1 is the source of this 2193-nucleotide messenger RNA. NCBI's taxonomy places the organism in Eukaryota, Viridiplantae, Streptophyta, Zygnematophyceae, Desmidiales, Closteriaceae. The record is from the annotation of a GenBank genome assembly.